Messenger RNA from Procambarus clarkii (red swamp crayfish), 2151 nucleotides. The record is from RefSeq and is a predicted model, not a curated record. NCBI's taxonomy places the organism in Eukaryota, Metazoa, Arthropoda, Malacostraca, Decapoda, Cambaridae.
AUGGUGGAUGCGGUGGGAAGCAGUGGUGGCAACGUUGAGAAGCAAUGGUGGAAGUGGUGGGAAGCAAUGGUGGCAGCGGUGGGAAGCAAUGGUGACAGCGGUGGAAAGCAAUGGUGGCAGCGGUGGGAAGCAAUGGUGACAGCGGUGGGAAGCAGUGACGGCAACGGUGGAAAGCAAUGGUGGCAGCAGUGGGAAGCAAUGGUGACAGCAGUGGGAAGCAGUGGUGGCAGCGGUGGGAAGCAAUGCGGUGGCGUCAACAGUGGUGGCAACAACAGUGGUGGCGUCAACAGUGGUAGCAACAACAGUGGUGGCAACAACAGUGGUGGCAAUAACAGUGGUGGCAACAACAGUGGUGGCAACAACAGUGGUGGCAACAAAAGUGGUGGCAACAACAGUGGUGGCAACAACAGUGGUGGCAACAACAGUGGUGGCGUCAACAGUGGUCGCAAUAACAGUGGUGGCAACAACAGUGGUGGCGUCAACAGUGGUCGCAAUAACAGUGGUGGCAACAACAGUGGUGGCAACAACAGUGGUGGUGUAAACAGUGGUAGCAACAACAGCGGUGAUGACAACAACGGUUGCAUCAACAGUGGUUGCGUCAACAGCGGAAGCAAAAACAGCAGUGGCAACAACAGCGGUGGCAACAACAGUGGUAGUGUCAAAAACAGCGGAGUCAUCAACAGCAGUAUCAACAACAGCAGUGGCAACAACAGCGGUGGCGACAACAACGGUUGCAUCAACAGUGGUCGAGUCAACAGCAGUGGCAAAACACACCGCGGUGGCAACAACCGCGGUGGUGUCACCAACAGCUUUGGCGUCAACAGUGGUGGCGUCCACAGCGGUGGCAACAACAGCGGUGGUGUCAAUGGCAGUGGCAACAACAGCGGUGGCAACAACAGCGGUCUCAACAACAGCGGUUGUGUCAACAGCGGUGGCAACAACAGCGGUGGCAACAACAGGGGUGGCGUCAACAGCUGUGGCGUCAAGAGCAGUGGCAACAACAGCAAUGGCGUCAACAGUGGUGGCGUCAACAGCAGUGGCAACAAGAGCAGUGGCAACAACAGCGGUGGCCGGUGGCAACAAGAGCAGUGGGAACAACAGGGGUGGCGUCAACAGCUGUGGCGUCAAGAGCAGUGGCAACAACAGCGGUGGCGUCAAUGUGGUGGCGUCAACAGCAGUGGCAACAAGAGCAGUGGCAACAACAGCAGUGGCGUCAACAGUGGUGGCGUCAACAGCGGUGACGUCAAAAGCGGUGGCAACAACAGCAGUGGCAACAACAGCGGUGGCAAUAACAGCUGUGGCAAUAACAGCUGUGGCAACAACAGCAGUGGGAACAACAGCGGUGGCGUCAACAGUGGUGGCGUCAACAGCGGUGACGUCAAAAGCGGUGGCAACAACAGCAGUGGCAACAACAGCGGUGGCAAUAUCUGCAUUGAAACAAUUGCGACAACUACAGUAACAAUUAGUGCAACUACAGUAACAAUCGUUGCAACUACAGUAACAAUUGCGACAACUACAGUAACAAUUGCAGCAACUACAGUAACGAUUGUUUCAACUACAGUAACAAUUUCUGCAGCUACAGUAACAAUUGCAGCAACUAAAGUAACAAUUACUGCAACAACAGUAACAAUUGCAGCAACUACAGUAACAAUUGUUGCGACCACAGUAACAAUUACUGCAACUACAGUAACAAUUGCAGCAACAACAGUAACAAUUGCAGCAACUACAGUAACAAUUGUUGCGACCACAGUAACAAUUACUGCAACUACAGUAACAAUUGCUGCAACUACAGUAACAAUUAGUGCAACUACAGUAACAAUUGCAGCAACAACAGUAACAAUUGCAGCAAUUACAGUAACAAUUGUUGCGACCACAGUAACAAUUACUGCAACAACAGUAACAAUUGUUGCAACUACAGUAACAAUUGUUGCGACCACAGUAACAAUUACUGCAACAACAGUAACAAUUGUUGCAACUACAGUAACAAUUUCGGCAAUUACAGUACCAAUGGAUGUUGAUCCUGAGAACGCAAGCACAGAACGCAAUGCUAAAAUUCAAAUUGAUGAUGGACCAGCUCAAGAAACUAAGUUCUCAGGCUCGGCUCUUGAACCAUUUAAUCAUCUGUUUUCUACUUGUCAUUGGUCGCUAUGA